AUGAGAUUUUUAUAUGUAUUCUCGGCAAUUCUAGGAAUAACUAAUGCAGCAUUAUUCGAAGAUUAUCAAAAGGUUAGUUUUUUAAUGUGAGUUAUCUUGUAUCAAUGAAAACAUUCAGACUCAGUUUAUCCGUGAUUGGGCUGCACAUUGUGCAGAUAGAUAUUUACCAUCGUAUGAAGCAAAAGAAAUAAGUCCGGAGAUUCGAAAAUGCGACACUGAGCGAUGUGUGUUCUAUAUGUAUAAAUAUAUAUCUGAUCAUUGUCCAGAAAGUUAUACAAAUUUUGAUAUUUGCUUCGAGACGAAUACAUCGCGGAAAAAAACUCGAAAUCCAAUUCUUCUUCGAUCACAAUCAACUCAAAAUUAUAAUUCGUAA
Messenger RNA from Caenorhabditis angaria, 373 nucleotides. The record is from the annotation of a GenBank genome assembly. Lineage: Eukaryota; Metazoa; Nematoda; Chromadorea; Rhabditida; Rhabditidae.